Molecule: messenger RNA, 906 nt
Organism: Fusarium musae
Lineage: Eukaryota; Fungi; Ascomycota; Sordariomycetes; Hypocreales; Nectriaceae
Exons: 1
Coding region: 1-906 (301 amino acids)
Molecular function (GO): oxidoreductase activity
Source: RefSeq, a predicted model, not a curated record
AUGUCGUCAGUGAGAAAGGUCGCUGUUAUCGGCGCCAGCGGAAAUGUUGGCAAGUCGACUGUCAAGGCACUCCUCCAAGAAGGCUUCCAAGUGACAGGCUUGACUCGAGAAUCAUCAAACAGCACUCUCCCCCCGGGCAUCAACACUGUCAAAACCGAUUACUCUGAAGAAUCUCUCGUCGAGGCACUGAGAGGACACGAUGCUGUAGUCAGCAUGGCCUCUGGCAUUGCCGUUGGCCAGAUAUUCCCUUUGCAGAAGCUUCUGGUAGACGCGGCCGUCAAAGCCGGCGUUAAAUUCUUCGUCCCCUCUGAGUUCGGCGUCGACACUGCAAAUCCAGAAGCGCCGAAGGCCAUUCCUUUCGUCCAAGAUAAGAUCGAUACGCUCGACUACAUUAAGGCCAAGAACGGCGAGCUUUCAUGGAUUGCUAUUGUUUCAGGUGCCAUGUUUGACUGGGGCCUCAACAUUCCCGGCUUCGGUGGCUUCAACAUCCCCGCACGCACCGCUACACUUUAUGACGGCGGUGAUAUCGCUUAUGAGGCCACCAACCUGGAUCAGGCUGGGAGGGCAAUCGCCAAGAGUUUGAGGAAUCUCGAGAUUACGCGUAAUCAGCAUGUCUACGUCAACAGCUUCACCGUGACUCAGAACGAUGUCCUCUGUGCGCUUGAGAAAGCCACAGGAGACAAGUUCCAAGUUUCUGAUGGAACUGUAGAAGGUCUCUGGGAGUCAGGUGCUGAGCAGGUCAGAAACGGAGAUGCAAUGGGCGCUGUGGCUCAGAUCUUUGGUGCGAUCUACGGCAAGGGGGGUGUCGCGAAUUAUUCUGUUGAUAAAGGACUGUGGAAUGAUAAGAUAGGCUUGCCAGGAGAGAACCUCGAGGAGUUCGUCAAGGAUUAUAUCAAGAACACUUGA